GUUGAGGUUCCAGCUGAGUUUCAUCAAGGACCAACCCCCCCACCAAGUUAAGCUUUAGUGGGGAAUACAGCAACUUCUUCCACAGCAACAAGUACGCCGUGCUUUUUGGCGCUAAAUUGCGAUUCUUCCUGAUAUCUUUUUCAAUAGAGGUAUUCUUUGGGCUUGCCUAGCGAGAAAGGGAACUUUUCUUUCCAGCCAUGUCGUAUAGAAGGGAACUGGAGAAGUACAGAGAUGUGGACGAGGACGAGAUUCUUAAGCAGCUCUCGGUGGAGGAGCUGAAGAGUCUGGAGGAUGAGCUGGAGGAGCUGGACCCUGAUAAUGCCCUCCUGCCUGCUGGACUGAGACAGAAGGACCAGACCAAAAAGACUCCCACCGGCACCUUUAAACGGGACAACCUGCUGGCUCACUUAGAGAAGCAGGCUAUAGAGCACCCAGACCAGGAGGACACAGUACCCUACACUGGCGAGAAGAGAGGGAAAGCGUGGGUGCCCAAAAAGAAGCCAGCUGAUCCUAUAAUGGAGAAUGUCACUCUAGAACCGGAACUGGAGGAGGCUCUCGCCAACGCUACUGAUGCAGAGCUGUGUGACAUUGCAGCCAUCCUCGGAAUGCACACGCUGAUGAGUAACCAGCAGUAUUAUGAAGCACUUGCCAGCAGCACCAUAGUCAACAAAGAAGGCUUGAACAGUGUAAUUCAGUCUCCUCGGUACAAAACGGUCCCUGAUGAAGAUCCAAACUCAACCGAUGUAGAAGAAACCCUUGAAAGGAUGAAAAACAAUGACCCGGACCUUCUGGAGGUCAACCUUAACAACAUUAAGAACAUUCCUGUGCCGACAUUAAAAGCCUACGCCGAAGCUCUGAAAAGCAACAGCUACGUUCAAAAGCUGAGCAUAGUGGGAACCAGGAGUAACGACCCUAUAGCAUUUGCUCUGGCUGAAAUGUUAAAAGUUAACAACACUCUAAAAUGUCUCAAUGUGGAGUCAAACUUCAUCACAGGAAAUGGAAUUAUUUCUUUAGUAGAAGCUCUCCAAUGCAACACAUCUCUUAUUGAAUUAAAAAUUGACAAUCAGAGUCAGCAGCUUGGUAACAAGGUGGAAAUGGAGAUUGCAAGCAUGCUGGAGAAAAACACCACACUGCUGAAAUUCGGCUACCAUUUCACCCAGCAAGGGCCUCGGCUUCGGGGGUCCAACGCCAUGAUGAACAAUAACGACCUUGCUCGCAUGAAUCGAUGUGAUGGUCCCUGGCAUAACUUUUCAGCUGUGGAACUAGAAGUGGAUUGCGGAAGAGAAGACUCGAAGGAAUAAAUGGUCCCAUCUUCCCUAAGUGCCGGAUAAACAUGUAAACGCAGUGGAAGUAGAGAGCUUGGCUUCAUAGACAAAAUAUUGCAUCCUAACUGACUGUGCUCUACUGUGGAAAUCCAAAGGAAGACUUGCCUUCACAAAAUACUCAUGGCGCUCCUUGUGUUUUGCAGUAUUAUGCACAGAUUUAAAUUUGUAGCAGAAGGUUCCUUUUCUAAAAGAUUGCGUAAUGCCUGAUUUUUCAGAUCACAAACAAGUAAAUCAAAAUCAAACCAGGUUUCCCUUUUUGGAAAACAUGCACCUGGAACCUUUCCACCAGUCAGUAUUUGACAGGUAACUAUUCUAUGAUGAAGCCAUAGAGUUAUGGUUAGAUUAUUGUGUGAAUUAAAAAGUUUGUGAUAUGCAUGAGCAAACAACUAUUGUGGAAAUAUAAAACACUUUGAACCUGGUUCCCCUCACAAACUGUUGUUUGAAUAACAUAAACUAUAUAUACUACUAGAUAGAAAAUACACUUGAUUUAUUAUGUUCAAUCACAAACCCUGUGAAACCGUGUAGGCCAUUUUGCUUAACAAAACACCCGGUAUAAUUUUAGUGCAUACUUCAGUAUAUGUACCCUGGUGCCAAACCCAAAGUAAUAUGGCUAUGCAUACAAAAGCGUUUUCAUGCAACUGCCAACAAUGUACUGUUGUGUAUUGAAUCGGAUAUAUGUGAAAUAACACUGAGCUUUGGCCCUAUGUUUCAAAUGUUAUUAAGCAGGUCUUGUUUUUAAUGAACUGAUCAAUUGUCCAACAUAACUGAAUAUAAACAGCAAGUUCUGCAAAAGCAACGCCAAGCAAACCUUUUUAUAUUUAGAUUAUUUUAACCAAAACAGGUAUUUUAAAUAACAUUUUGUUACAUAUCAAGAUAGGGAAAAAAGAGUUCUACUUGCCAAGUGCCAAAUAAUUACAUUUUUCUAUUGAAGGGGAAAAAAAUCUCUAUUUGCUGAGGUAUGAAGUGUUAAUAAUGGGUCAGAUAUUCAAAUGUGUUGCAAGUUUUGCCUGGGGCAGUUGCUGGGGUUGUUUGUGACACCCUUUCCCUGUCGAAUAAUUAGCUCUGAAGCAGGUCCACCACCAGUGGAUCUGGCAGAUUUUUCAAUCGGAGAAUUUUUAUCUAACUCAAAUUUCAAAUCAUAACUUUUUUUUUUUAAAUAUCAACUAUAUCCAGUGGAACAGUUGAAACAGCAUUACGUUAUCUGGGGAGUGGGUGAAAACCAGUCGAAGUCAAAACUGCCUGGACGGGGCACACCACCUUGAAAACUAUAUCACACGAUUACUCGGUCUUAAGCAUUUUAUCAUUAUAUUACUUUAUACUUCUUUAUAAUAGUGUAGUAUAAUUAGACGUUUCUCAUUGGAUUAGCGCCCGGUCCGGACAGGUUUGUCUUGACCCGGGAUUAUUUUGAUUGAUAAAAAUAUGAAAAGGAUCAUUAUUUUUAAUAUAUAGACCGUAGUGAUGGAGUUAUCGAGUGUAAUAGUAUUUAAGACGUUGAACAUUGUUUUAGUGUCCUGUCCGGGCAGUUUUGUCUUGGUCUGGAAGGAUUUAAGUAUACAGUAGUCACCGGCUAAGAGAACACCCCUCGGUAAGCAAGCGAAGUGUUCUCUAAGACGGAGUUAGCCACCAGACACAAUAUCAAUCAAUCAAUCAAUCAAUCAAUCAAUCAAUCAAUCAAUAAAUAAAUACAUACAUACAUAUUACUUGUCAUGAUGCACGUGCAUCCACAUAUUAAAUGAAAAGCAAAACAAUAGGCAACUGUAUGCUAAUAAACUAUAAUAAUAAAGUUUAAAAAAAUUAAGACAAACUAACGUUAAUAAAACUAAAGCAAAACAACACGGUCAAAAACACCAAAUUGCUCAGCGACUUGUGUCUGAUUCAGAAUUUUUUUUUUUUUUUUUCCCAAGAGUACUAACAAUUUUCAACUUUGUGUAGCAAGAGAAACAGCGGCACAUUUUGCCGUUUGUUUACAUGCCAUUUUGUAGCUGACGGCGGUUCUGUAAAGAUUUAAUAAACCAAUCAGUGUCCCUCAAGUCACUCUGGCGAAGGCAAGUUGCUUUUUUACAAAACAGUACUGUAUCCAUGGUGAACGAAUCGCUAUUGGUGCCAUCCGAGCAUUUACAAUGGGGAAAAAUCAUUUUCACCGCAGGGGUGUUCCCUUAGGCAAAGUGUUCGCUUAGGAGGUAUUCCUAUACGCGGAGACUACUGUAUAAUAUAUAUAUAUAUAUAUAUAUAUAUAUAUAUAUAUAUAUAUAUAUAUAUAUAUAUAUAAUAUGAAAACUCAUGCAAUAACUAUUUUUAAUAUGUACACUACAGUCAGAGUAAUACAUUUAAUAAGUUGUGCAUUGUUUAGUGGCAAAUAUUUUAUUCACCCUUGGAUUUGUUUUUCCCUUUCCAAACAAUUUGUCUUCAGUUUCUAAGACUGUCUGCUAUUAUUAUAAUCUCCCCAGUAAAGCGGCCCGUUCUGUGCUUGGAAACACUUUGAGCCAUUGUCUCUCCUCAAUACACCAAUACACCUACAUCAGUUGGGUGUAGUCUGAGUUGUGAUGCAUUUCCUGUUUAGAUUCAUAUAAAUGAUUUCAUUUCCGCUGCCUUAGAAUAUUCGCAUUUUCCAGGGAACGCUUUUGAAUUUCACAGACUUGCAAAUAUAUAAGAUAUUCACAAUGCAAUGAGUUCCAUAAGAUCUUUGAAUAUCUGACCCAUAUUGCACAACUGUAGUCCUUGGGUAGCCUAUAUAUAUAUAUAUAUAUAUAUAUAUAUAUAUAUAUAUAUAUAUAUAAUUAACCAGAUCAUAUUAGUAUUUAUUAUUGUAAUUAUUGUUCAUAUAGAGCAAUCGCUGUAGAUAUAUAGAAUAUUUAAAGUGGCUAGGUGCUGUGUCAAAAUGUGCAUUGGAAAAUAUUUAGUUAUUGGUUGAAAAACCUGGACUCAUGGAUGUACCCAAGAAAAAAGUUUGGAAAAGUUGUAAGAAGUUUAAAAAAGUUCUACCGUUUUGUUCUGUAUCGUCUUGUGUGUGAAUUUUGUAUUGUACAGUAUACUGCAGGGAGAGAUUGAAUCUGGUUUCUGGUCUAUACGCCAUCUGGUGGAUAUCAGCCAUCACUGCACCUACAGCAAGAUGAUUCAGAAGACAGAUGCAUUUUCUUGUUGUUUAAAACUACUUACACGUGCACAAACAGUCUUCAAGUGAUACUGUCCUUCACAAUUCAAUAUAAAGUUGCAUGAAACCUCGAGUUGUACUACUGAGAAACAUUUGGCACUGAAAUAAAUAAUUGUUUUAAGUUACUACAGUGUUGACGCCUAAAAUGGUUUCUGUGAUAUUGUAAUCUGUGCAUUUCUGCUUGAACAAUAAAAAAUAAAAAGUAUUAUGUUUUUGA
Acipenser ruthenus (sterlet) is the source of this 4693-nucleotide messenger RNA. It is a transcript of the gene tmod1, whose product is annotated as tropomodulin 1. The record is from RefSeq and is a predicted model, not a curated record. The transcript is spliced from 11 exons. NCBI's taxonomy places the organism in Eukaryota, Metazoa, Chordata, Actinopteri, Acipenseriformes, Acipenseridae. Gene Ontology annotation, cellular component: myofibril; striated muscle thin filament. Bases 198 to 1301 code for a protein of 367 amino acids. Gene Ontology annotation, molecular function: tropomyosin binding. Gene Ontology annotation, biological process: muscle contraction; myofibril assembly; pointed-end actin filament capping.